Magallana angulata is the source of this 1833-nucleotide messenger RNA. RefSeq names its product coiled-coil domain-containing protein 63-like. Gene Ontology annotation, cellular component: axoneme. Lineage: Eukaryota; Metazoa; Mollusca; Bivalvia; Ostreida; Ostreidae. The transcript has 9 exons. The record is from RefSeq and is a predicted model, not a curated record. Gene Ontology annotation, biological process: outer dynein arm assembly; cilium movement. The coding region runs from base 75 to 1721 and encodes 548 amino acids.
GCAACAAAGUUGCGCCGUUGGGGACCGCCGUUGUCAUAGUCAUAAUAGAAUCAACAUUAGAAAACGGAAAGAAAAUGAGGCGAGCUAAUCAGAGAGAUGCGGCGGAUGAAAUGAUGGACGAGGCCUCUCAAAGUGCCGAGAUGCUUCGGCUCCAGCGGAAACUCCGAGUGAUGGAGAACGACCGGAAGGCGUAUGAAGAGGAUGCCAGGAAUCUACUGCGGAAACAGGAGUGUGAAAUUCAGUCCCUUUUGAAAGAGAACAGAGAAAUUAGGACUGUUCUGAAGCUUGCUAAUAGUGAUAAGAAUCGGACCAUUGAUAUACAGGACACAGAGCGCCUAGUGGAUCUAAUAGACAACCUGGACAUGUACAACGCGCAGGCGGACGCCGAGGAGGCGCGGAUCAAAGAACUCGAUGCCGAGAUAAGGUCGCUUGAUAACUGUAUCACAUCCUACAAUAAACAAAAAGGGGGAGUCACUGAGGCCCACGAAGAGCAAGCCAUCCAAAAGACGAUACGGGUCAUGGAAAACAGACUGGAUAAAGAGAUGGCCAAGUUUAACCAGCAGUUAUCAGUGAACAGCCGUCUGAGGAAGGAGAUUGAUCACCUCAGACAAGACCGCCUGGUAUUCAAUGGUCUAUUCAAAAAACUUAGCAAGGAACUGAAUGACACGAAGAAGUCUAUGAACGAAAUAGUAACCGAGGCAUCUCAGGCAUAUGAAGACAGAGAUGAGGCUCAGAACAAAAUGCUGGCAUUAAAAGAGAGAAGUGAAAAAGACAUCGCGCAGCAGGAAGUGGAAAUGAAAGAAUUGUAUCGCAUCAUCGACCACGAUAAUCGCCUAAAAGAGUUCAUGAUGUUUAAAACAUGCGAACGUUCAGAGUUCAAAGAGGAAGAAGAGGCAAAGAAAAAGAAAUGUUCGGGAGGGGACAAGGAUAUCGACGCAGAGAAAGUACAGAUUCAAACUUUGGAGGAAGCCUUCCAGCGAAUUCGCGAGGCGACCGGCGAAGACGAUGUUGACGUCAUAGUCACGAAUUUCAUUCGGCGAGAGAACGAAAAUUUCGCGCUUUUCCAGUAUGUCAACGAAAUCAACGAUGAGGUCGAGCAGCUGCACGAUGAAAUCUACAACAUGCAGGCGGAAAUCAAGCAGUUUGAAAAGGACGACAUCAAGAACGAAGGCGUUCGCGUCCAAAUGCUCAAAGACCUGGAGGAGAAGAGCGACAAGAUACGACAACAAAGGGAGGCCACUGAGGAGAAGAAUGUUAAGGUAAAGAAGGUGCUGGAUGAGCUUCGCAGUGGGGUGGAGUUGCUGUUCCGAUCCAUUCAGUGCGACUCCUCCGUCAUUCAGGACAUGCUGGGCAGUGACAAUCGCGUCACCAACAAGAACAUCCUUCAGUACAUGGGCAUCAUUGAACAGAAGACGAUGGAGCUACUACAGGCCCAGCAGUACCUGCAGAUGAAGGCGAAUCCACCAAAACAGGAAAAGAGAGGAGACUCUACAACUCCUGUCCACCAACAAACCCAGAAAGUGGAUUUACCACCUACAAUUUCUAUUCAACCGCCAAAUGCCGGUGAGGACGAUGAUAUUUUCAAUGAUUACGGUGAAGAGAUGGACCUUCGACCCUUGACCCAGGAAGAACUUCGCAGCGCCAUCAUAAACAAGGUCACCCGGAAGUCAACUUGCCAGCGUCUCUACAUCCGCCACGCUCGUUCUACUAGGCUACAAUAAGCGAAAAACUAUCCCUUAAAUUAAUGUUUAACCCAACAAUAAAUCCGCAACUAGUGGGGUUGCAAAAUUUUCGAAGAAUUUUUUGUUCAGAUUAACCACAACCUAAUUUCAA